CAACGGCCAUGGCGGCAGUACCGUCCAAGCAAUUUCCGCUAGUUAAUUACACUCCACUCCACGGUCCACUUUGCGCACUGUACUCUCACCGGCCAGAGUCCCUCGCCCCCUUGGUCGCGUCGCCCCUCUCUACCGCCAGGCCGGCCGUCCGCCCACCUCGACUUCGCCUCCUCCGCUCCGGCGAGCCGUCGAACGGCGCAAGGUUGUUGGGACCAGCCACAUAAUCUCAGAUGGCUGAAUCCUUUGUGCUCAACACCGGUGCAAGGAUCCCAUCAGUUGGCCUCGGCACGGCGACGGGGAAGGCCGAACCCGGCGUCGUACGGGACGCCGUCUACGCCGCCGUCAAGGCUGGAUAUCGGCAUAUCGACUGUGCUCCAGCGUACCGCAAUGAGAAGGAGAUUGGUCUCGCUCUCAAGAAAUUAUUUGAUGAAGGCGUGGUUAAGCGUGAAGAUCUAUUUAUCACUUCUAAAUUGUGGUCUGGUAACCAAGCCCCAGAAGAUGUGCCGGAGGGCAUUGACACCACUCUUGAAGAUUUGCAGCUGGACUACUUAGACCUUUUCCUUAUCCAUGCUCCACUUCGUUCGAAGAAAGGUGCCACCCCAGCCCCUGAAAACUUUCUUCCUGUUGACAUUCCUGCUACUUGGGGAGCAAUGGAGAAGUUAUAUGCCUCUGGCAAGGCCCGUGCGAUCGGUGUGAGUAACUUUUCUUGUAAGAGGAUGGAGGAUUUGCUUGCCAUUGCAAGUGUACCUCCAGCAGUCAACCAGGUUGAGUGCCAUCCAGGUUGGCAGCAAAUGAAACUCAGGGAACUUUGCCAGUCAAAGGGUGUUCAUCUUUCUGCAUAUUCACCCUUAGGAAAACAUGGAUCACCUGGAUCCAUGGGUCCAAGCUUUCUUAGCAAUCCCAUUGUCAUCUCUGUUGCGGAGAAGUUAAACAAAACUCCUGCGCAGGUUGCCCUACGCUGGGGUCUUCAAAUGGGCCAGAGUGUACUCCCGAAAAGCACCAAUGAAACAAGAAUAAAGGAGAACUUAAGCAUAUUUGACUGGUCUAUCCCUGAAGAUUUGAUGGCGAAUUUCUCUGAAAUUCAGCAGGUUAAGGUGCUAAGAGCUGAAUUUGUGGUUCACCCCCAAGGUAUUUUCAAAACCGUGGAGGAUUUUUGGGAUGGUGAAAUCUGAAGCGUAUGAAGUGCUGCACAGAAGGCAUUGCAUUCCAGCAUGAAACCGUAGUCGUCGUCUGAUUUUGUAUUUGCAUGUAGAUGCUUCUUGUAGAGAAGAAACUGAAAGCAUAUUGGCUAGAUCAUCUGUCUUCCUCUGUAAUUUUUACUGGUUUACUAUGAUUAUCGGAUCCCUUUAUCCGGGAAUAUCUCA
Molecule: messenger RNA, 1364 nt
Organism: Triticum aestivum (bread wheat)
Lineage: Eukaryota; Viridiplantae; Streptophyta; Magnoliopsida; Poales; Poaceae
Product: aldo-keto reductase family 4 member C10
Exons: 8
Coding region: 231-1172 (313 amino acids)
Molecular function (GO): oxidoreductase activity
Source: RefSeq, a predicted model, not a curated record